Molecule: messenger RNA, 7007 nt
Organism: Saimiri boliviensis boliviensis (Bolivian squirrel monkey)
Lineage: Eukaryota; Metazoa; Chordata; Mammalia; Primates; Cebidae
Gene: WDR17
Product: WD repeat domain 17
Molecular function (GO): protein binding
Source: RefSeq, a predicted model, not a curated record
CGCCCCGGGAGUCCGGGGCGAGCAGGCGGGGAGGGAAGGGCGCGUCCACGCGUCGGCAGUUGUCGCCUCGCAGCGGCGCCCUCCUGCUUCAGCACCUCACGCUGUCCGCUGCUGCAGCUGCCUCUUCUUCCAGGUGCCGGCUAUUCUGAUGCUGAGUUUCCAAUUGCCUUGAUUAAAGUAGAAACACCCUAUGGCUUGGAUGGCUUACAUUUCAAAUUGGUUUGAGCAAGAUGAUUGGUAUGAAGGACUACAAAGAGCAAACAUGUCCCAGGUAAGGCAAGUGGGAUUGCUGGCUGCUGGAUGUCAGCCAUGGAACAAGGAUGUCUGUGCUGCCAGUGGAGACAGGUUUGCGUAUUGUGCGACCCUGGCUAUCUAUAUUUAUCAGUUGGAUCACCGUUAUAAUGAAUUCAAACUUCAUGCAAUUAUGUCUGAACAUAAAAAAACAAUCACAGCAAUUUCUUGGUGUCCACAUAAUCCUGAUCUAUUUGCAAGUGGCAGUACUGAUAAUUUAGUGAUCAUUUGGAAUGUUGCAGAACAAAAAGUCAUUGCUAAACUCGACAGUACAAAAGGGAUCCCUGCUUCUCUGAACUGGAGCUGGAAUGCAGAUGAUGUGGUGGCAUUUGUUUCCCACAGAGGCCCGCUGUUCAUUUGGACCAUCUCAGGACCAGACAGUGGAGUGACUGUACACAAAGAAGCUCAUAGCUUCUUGUCUGACAUCUGUAUAUUCAGAUGGCAUACACACAAAAAGGGGAAAGUUGCGUUUGGUCAUAUUGAUGGAAGUCUGUCGAUUUUUCAGCCAGGUAAUAAAAAUCAGAAGCAUGUUUUGAGACCUGAAUCCCUUGAAGGGACAGAUGAAGAGGAUCCAGUUAUGGCUUUGGAAUGGGACCCACUAUCUACUGAUUAUCUUCUAGUAGUUAAUUUGCAUUAUGGAAUUCGCCUGGUAGAUUCCGAAUCACUUUCUUGCAUAACAACAUUUCAUCUUCCCAGUGCUGCAGCUUCUGUACAGUGCUUAGCCUGGGUUCCCAGUGCUCCUGGGAUGUUUGUAACUGGAGAUUCUCAAGUGGGUGUUUUACGCAUUUGGAAUGUUUCAAGAACAACACCUAUUGAUAAUCUGAAAUUAAAGAAAACAGGAUUUCACUGCUUACAUGUGCUUAAUUCUCCUCCAAGAAAAAAAUUUUCAGUUCAAUCUCCAGCCAAAAAUCAUUAUACGUCCUCAACAAGUGAAGCAGUUCCACCCCCAACUUUGACACACAAUCAAGCAUUUUCUCUUCCUCCUGGUCAUGCAGUGUGUUGUUUCUUGGAUGGUGGAGUUGGACUUUAUGAUAUGGGAGCUAAGAAGUGGGACUUUCUUAGAGACUUGGGACAUGUGGAAACUAUCUUUGACUGCAAAUUCAAACCUGAUGAUCCUAAUCUUUUAGCAACAGCUUCAUUUGAUGGCACGAUAAAAGUGUGGGAUAUAAACACCUUAACAGCAGUGUACACAUCCCCGGGUAAUGAAGGUGUUAUUUAUUCCCUUUCAUGGGCUCCAGGUGGUUUAAAUUGUAUUGCUGGGGGAACUUCCCGAAAUGGUGCUUUUAUUUGGAAUGUUCAAAAAGGCAAAAUUAUACAACGAUUUAAUGAGCAUGGAACAAAUGGAAUAUUCUGCAUUGCCUGGAGUCAUAAAGAUUCUAAAAGAAUAGCAACCUGCAGCAAUGAUGGUUUCUGUAUCAUUCGAACAAUUGAUGGUAAAGUGCUACACAAAUAUAAGCAUCCAGCUGCCGUGUUUGGUUGUGACUGGAGCCAAAACAAUAAAGACAUGAUAGCCACUGGCUGUGAAGACACAAAUGUUCGUGUUUAUUAUGUAGCCACCAGCUCAGAUCAACCACUGAAAGUAUUUAGUGGGCAUACAGCAAAAGUGUUUCACGUUAAAUGGUCUCCUCUGAGGGAGGGAAUUCUUUGCAGUGGUUCUGAUGAUGGUACUGUUCGAAUCUGGGAUUAUACUCAAGAUGCGUGCAUAAGUAUUCUUAGUGGACACACUGCACCUGUGAGGGGAUUAAUGUGGAACACUGAGAUUCCAUAUCUGCUAGUAUCUGGCAGCUGGGACUAUACUAUAAAAGUAUGGGACACACGAGAAGGAACUUGUUUGGAUACUGUGUACGAUCAUGGUGCAGAUGUGUAUGGUUUAACCUGCCAUCCCAGUCGCCCCUUCACUAUGGCCUCUUGCUCCCGUGAUUCUACAGUGAGACUCUGGUCAUUAACACCCUUAAUCACUCCUGUACAAAUAAAUAUUUUGGCAGACAGAUCUUGGGAAGAAAUUAUUGGGAACACUGAUUAUGCUAUAGAACCAGGCACUCCUCCUCUACUGUGUGGUAAAGCGUCAAGAGAUAUUAGACAAGAAAUAGAAAAACUAACUGGUAAUUCUCGAAUGAAAAAACUAAGAUGGUUUUCAGAAUGUUUAUCCCCUCCAGGUGGCAGUGACAAUGUAUGGAACUUGGUUGCUGUGAUAAAAGGACAGGAUGAUAGCUUACUUCCUCAGAACUACUGCAAAGGAAUAAUGCAUUUGAAACAUCUGAUUAAAUUUAGAACAUCUGAAGCUCAAGAACUAACAACAGUCAAGAUGUCCAAAUUUGGUGGUGGUAUUGGUGUGCCUACUAAAGAGGAAAGACUGAAGGAAGCUGCUGAAAUCCACUUGAGAUUAGGACAAAUUCAGAGAUACUGUGAACUUAUGGUUGAACUUGGAGAGUGGGACAAAGCCCUGUCAGUUGCGCCGGGGGUCUCUGUGAAAUACUGGAAGAAGUUAAUGCAGCGGAGAGCUGACCAGUUAAUCCAGGAAGAUAAGGAUGAUGUCAUUCCAUACUGCAUAGCCACUGGCGAUGUGAAAAAACUAGUUCAUUUUUUCAUGUCAAGAGGUCAGCUUAAAGAAGCUCUGCUUGUUGCACAGGCUUCUUGUGAAGGAAAUAUGCAAACCUUACAUGUUUCUACACCUAACGGAGCUUCAUAUUCUGAUGAUAUCUACAAGGAGGACUUCAAUGAACUCCUGCACACAGUCAGUCAAGAACUGGCAGAAUGGUAUUUUCAAGACGGCCGGGCAGCCCUAGCUGCAUGUUGCCAUCUUGCCGUAGAUAAUAUUGAGCUUGCUAUGGCAUACCUGAUUCGUGGAAAUGAACUGGAGUUGGCAGUCUGUGUGGGCACAGUACUAGGAGAGUCUGCAGCACCAGCAACCCACUAUGCCCUAGAAUUACUGGCAAGAAAGUGCAUGAUGAUUUCAGUAUGCUUUCCAUCUGUUGGAUACAGGAAUUUGGCAGCCGAUCUUCUCCUGAUGAUUCCUGAUAAUGAACUACAUUUAAUAAAACUCUGUGCUUUCUACCCAGGGUGUACUGAAGAGAUAAAUGACCUUCACGAUAAGUGUAAGCUACCCACAGUCGAAGAAUGUAUGCAGUUAGCUGAGACAGCCCAUGUAGAUGACAAUAUCUUUGAAACUGUAAAAUAUUACUUGUUAAGUCAAGAACCUGAAAAAGCCCUUCCUAUUGGUAUUAGCUUUGUUAAAGAACACAUCAGUAGUUCAGACUGGACUUUGGAUACCAUAUACCCUGUUCUUGACCUAUUGAGCUAUAUUCGUACUGAAAAAUUACUCUUGCAUACAUAUACUGAAGCUCGAAAUGAGUUGCUAAUACUAUGUGGUUACAUUGGUGCAUUAUUGGCUAUCAGAAGGCAGUACCAAAGCAUUGUUCCAGCGCUUUAUGAGUACACGAGUCAGCUAUUAAAACGUCGGGAGGUGUCAGUACCUUUAAAAAUUGAAUAUCUUUCUGAGGAAUUGGAUGCAUGGAGAGCUUGUACACAGUCCACCAACAGAUCAUUAGAAGAUUCUCCGUAUACACCCCCUUCUGAUUCACAAAGAAUGGUUUAUGCAACUUUAUUAAAGAGACUAAAAGAAGAGUCACUGAAAGGAAUUAUUGGACCAGACUACGUCACUGGAUCAAAUCUUCCAAGUCAUUCUGAUAUUCACAUUUCUUGUCUUACAGGAUUAAAAAUCCAGGGCCCUGUAUUUUUUCUUGAAGAUGGGAAAUCUACUAUCUCCUUGAAUGAUGCUUUGAUGUGGGCAAAGGUGAAUCCAUUCUCACCGUUAGGGACUGGAAUACGACUCAAUCCAUUCUGAUAGAAGAUAUUUUUUCCAUGCUUAAUUUUUUUUAAAAAAGAAAAACUUUCAUUGGUUAGUAUUACCUUAAUCUUGUUCAAGCACCAGAAGUUGGGAGGAGGAUUGCAGGUUGGGAGAUGCGGGAAAUAAGUCAAUUUUAUUCUUUCACUUUAAAAAUUAAAAUAUAUAUAUAACUUAAAGGAAAAAUAAAUGCCUCCUUUAUAAAUAGCAAUAGCUACGUUUGGGAAGGAGGAAACACUUAAACUAUAAAGGACUGAAUAAAAAGCAUAUAAAAGUUUCACACAGCAUAAAAGCUACCAAAAUAUCAUAUUGUUGAAAUAUUGAAACAAAUUAAAUUGUGCGACACCUAGAAUAGUGCUAGACAUACGUUACAUACUUAAUGGAUAUUUGAAUGAAUAUCUUGAAAUAUCAAAAUAUAAGGUGUACGCAAUGAUCAUCAACUUAAACUUAUGUUCUCCUUUAUAAAAUGCAUAGUAAACUACUAACGUUAGCUAUUUAAUAAAAGUUUUCAAUUAUGAAUUUAGUAAAUAUUAAUAAAUGGAUACACAGUCAAAAUACAUUUUUAAAAAAUUACUAGUUUUUUUAUCUGAAGUUUAACUGUUCAAUUGUAAAGGUGAAAGUUAUAUAGGCAUGAAAAGAAUUUAGGGUUAAAAAUCACAAAAUGCAGUCGACUAUAUAUAUGAAAACUUGCGUUAGGAGAUAAAGUGAAUAUUUUAAGAGAUUUGGCAUGCAUGGACAUUAGUUUUGAUUAAUCCAUAUAAUUGCACCGUAUACUCUAGUCAAUUUAUAUUAACUUUAUUUAAAACACAAUUUAUUUGGCUGGGCGUGGUGGCUUACGCCUGUAAUCCCAGCACUUUGGGAGGCCGAGGCUGGCGGAUCACCUGAGGUCAGGAGUUUGAGACCAGCCUGGCCAACAUGGUGAAACCCCGUCUCUACUGAAAAUACAAAAAUUAGCCAGACUUGGUGGCAGGCACCUGUAAUCCCAGCCACUCAAGAGGCUGAGACAGGAGAAUCACUUGAACCUGGGAAGCGGAGGUUGCAGUGAGCUGAGAACAUGCCACUGCACUCCAGCCAGGGCAACAAAGAGUGAAACUCCAUCUCAAAAAAAAAAAGGAAAAACAAACACACAUGCAAUUUAUUUGAUGAAAAUUCGUUUUAAAUAAAUGUUUGUAAACAGAUACUGGUUGAAUUUUUAGAUAUGUCAAUUUAACUUUUAAAAAGUUUUUUUUAAGUGCAAAGCUAUGAAAAGGCUGAUAUGUGACUACAUAAAUUUCAGUUGGACUAGAAUUCUGACUUUGAAACUUAUUAAAUUAAUGCAUACUAAAAGAACUUUGAUACUCAAGUUGUUUUACGAGAUUUGUAAUAUAGAUGUUUUUGUCUGACUAAAGGGUAAUCUCAUAUAACUAGAAUAUUUGUGGCUUUUAUUAUCUUUAAACUUGUUGCAUUUAAAAUGUUUUUAAAACCUUAACAAAACUUCUUAAAACUGGAAAAAAAUAUAUAUUAUAUAUCUAUGUAUCAUACUGAUCACAUAGACCACUUUUAAUUCCCAAAAAGACAUUACAAACUUAAAUUCCAUUUUAUAAAAACCAGUAAUAAAUAUUAUAGAAGAGAAUAUAUGUAACUCAGAGAUGCAAUGGAUAAUAAAAAGAGUACCUGAGAAGUAUUUUUGUAAACUCUUAUUAAUAUCCCUAACUUAAAUUUUUCUCAGAUGAGGAGGAUUAUUAACUGGCACCUAUGUACUAAAAACCCCUCACUUAAAAAUGGCAGUCUCAAUCCUACUGUCAUUGUUUUAAAAUAAGCCUAUCUUUUUUGUGCUUAAAUACUUCAAAGGAUAUCAUUAGGUAUAUAAACAAUCAUUACUUUCUUCUGUAUUUUUAAUGAAUGUAGGAAUAUAAUAUUUUUAUGCAUACAAGAUGAAAAAAAUUUGCAAGUCUUUCAACACAUAAAUACAGUAGAAGAGCAACCCAAUUUCUGUCUGAUUUCUAAAUUGGGUUGAUCUGACCAUCAUUCUACUAUCUUUGAUUUCUACAAUGUCUAUAUCUUAUUAAUUAUAACUAUUGGUUUUUCAUAGAAUUACGUCAUUUGACACUGUCAAUCUGUAUAUAUUGUGCCUUAAUAUGAAAAACAAAUUUUUUAAUUUAUAGAAGUAUUUUAUUAGAUUUCAUAUGCAUGAAACCCAAGCAAAUAAUAUGAAUUUAUUUUACUAUCUGAAAAUGUUGAUAUUACCAAUAAUGGGGACAAAUUACUUUGCAGAUUUAAAUAUGCCUCUAUAAAGGAAGAGUCUCAUUAGACAGUGAUUUGUAAAGCAUUGGGAAAAUAUUUUGCCUGUAAAAGUUAGCAGUUACCACGUGGUUCACAAAAUUACAACAUCAAAAUAGUUACAUCUUGUGAAAAUAUAUGAUUUUAAUGUCAAUUAAGACAAAUGAAAUAUAUAUGUAUAUAUAUGCACAUGUAUAUAUGAAAUAUGUGUAUGUAUGUGUAUAUACAUAUAUUUCUGUGAAAUUGUCCAGAUAUUCAGGAACAUGAUGGUAUUGGAGCAAUGACUGUAUUGUGUUGUUCCUUAUAACAUUUAUAUGCUUUUGAUUUUAAGUCAAAAGGUAUUCUGAAUAUAAAGCCUCACAAAUUAUUUGUAAAAUUUAGUGAUUCAUAUUUAGUAUAUCAGUAAUGUAGAAGACAUCUUUAUAGUCAGCUCUUAAUGUUUAUUGUACCAAAUCUUUGAGAUAUCUGUACCUAAAUGAAAUAUGUACUUUCAUGCUAAAAUUAUAUAUCCUGUCUGUGCUAUAAUUUGGCCAUGUCAUUAUCUAGAUUUAUAUGUAUGUAUGUAUUUCGGGUCCUUUAAAUCUUAAUAAAUAUUACUGUUACAUUUCGAUAU